AUGGCAUCCAAUGAUGGAAAGCAAGGUUCAUCAACGAAAGCUGAGACACCUUUUGAUUUGAUCCACACUGUUUGGUAUUUGUUUAUAGGAACCAUCAUUUGUCUUGCCUACAUUGGCGUUGCCUGGAUAUGCUUUUAUUUCGUCAUACACCAAUUUUCUGGAAGCAAAAUAAACAGCGUCCUUGAUACUUUUUAUGUCACUGUUGUUUUACUCACUUCAAAUGGGUAUAAAGACCUUACUCCCGAUAGCGAUAUCGCAAUACUAUUUGCCACUUUCUUCGCCCUCACGGGUGUAGUCGUUUUUGGGGCACUAAUGAGUCUCAGUGCAAAAAUCUUUCUAGACAGCCAACUGAAUCUAAGGAUGAUACUUCAGAAAUUGAAGCAGGAUCCAGAGUUGUCGUAUUUGAGAGUAGCUAAAAUAAAGUGGAAGGAGGGGGUGGUCUUGCUUGCGGUGCAUAUGGCUGGUGGGAUCGUUUUCUUGGUUUCAAUCGGGAAUAUGAACUUUUUCCGCGCAUUAUAUUGUGUCUCUUCGACAAUUACAACCGUUUUAAGUGACGAGGAAUGCUUCUCAACAAAAGAUAGACGCAUCUUCGCAGUAAUCUGGAUAUUAUUCGGAAUGAUUACUUUAAGUUGGAUGCUCUACGCUUUUACGGAAGCAUGGACUCAAAGAAGCAAAUGGGUCUUAGCGAAAAAGAGUUUACAAGAAAAUCCUGCAAUUGCAGGCUUGCAGCCAAGUGAUGAUCUUGAUGCUGAUGGCCAUAUGAGGGAAGAAGAAUUUAUCCUAUUAUUCGCCAAGGAGAUCGAGAAGUUGCGCAAGAUAGGCAUGGAAGCUAACAUUAACGAAAAGUUGGGACUCGGAGACAGCGAUAAAGACAAAGCUUCAUCGAUCGAAGAUAAACUACUAAAGUACCUAAAUUUAGAUGAUUUAUGGGAGAUAUUCAUCUACUUGGUUGGCUACUUGGGUUUCAGUAUGGUAAUCUUUUAUGCAGUAAGUUACUAG
This is a messenger RNA of Cynara cardunculus var. scolymus (artichoke), 999 nucleotides long. RefSeq names its product two-pore potassium channel 1-like. Gene Ontology annotation, biological process: stabilization of membrane potential; potassium ion transmembrane transport. The transcript has 3 exons. The coding region runs from base 1 to 999 and encodes 332 amino acids. NCBI's taxonomy places the organism in Eukaryota, Viridiplantae, Streptophyta, Magnoliopsida, Asterales, Asteraceae. Gene Ontology annotation, molecular function: potassium ion leak channel activity. Gene Ontology annotation, cellular component: membrane. The record is from RefSeq and is a predicted model, not a curated record.